CGGCGGGCGGGAAGGGGCGGAGAGCGCGCUCCUGCGGAGGCGGCUGUGCUCAUCCCAGCGGCCAAGCGCUCCAGUACUCGCCGGGCUUCGCAGAUGGCUUGCCCCGCUCUCGGUCUGGAAGCCCUUCAGCCCCUGCAGCCCGAACCACCUCCGGAGCCUGCCUUUGCUGAGGCACAAAAGUGGAUCGAGCAAGUCACUGGCCGAAGUUUUGGUGAUAAAGACUUCCGGACAGGCCUAGAAAAUGGGAUCCUUCUUUGUGAGUUGCUGAAUGCUAUAAAGCCAGGACUUGUUAAAAAGAUCAAUAGAUUGCCUACCCCCAUUGCAGGAUUGGACAACACCAUCUUAUUCUUGAGAGGCUGUAAAGAGCUUGGCCUUAAAGAAUCACAACUUUUUGACCCUAGUGACCUCCAGGAUACAUCCAGCAGGGUCACUGUCAAGAACCUUGAUUAUAGCCGAAAGCUGAAAAACGUGUUAGUGACCAUUUAUUGGCUGGGGAAAGCCGCAAACAGCUGUGCAUCCUAUAGUGGAACCACACUGAACCUGAAGGAGUUUGAAGGGCUGUUGGCUCAGAUGCGAAAGGAGACUGAUGACAUUGAGAGCCCUAAGCGCAGUAUCCGAGACAGCGGCUACAUUGACUGCUGGGAUUCUGAGCGCAGCGAUUCCCUCUCUCCUCCUCGCCACGGCCGAGAUGACUCCUUUGACAGCCUGGAUUCUUUUGGCUCCCGCUCCCGGCAGACACCUUCACCAGAUGUAGUUCUCAGGGGAAGUAGUGAUGGAAGAGGAAGCGACUCUGAAUCCGACUUGCCGCACCGGAAGUUGCCGGAUGUGAAGAAAGAUGAUAUGUCUGCACGACGGACUUCCCAUGGCGAGCCGAAGUCUGCAGUGCCUUUUAACCAGUACCUCCCAAACAAAAGCAACCAGACGGCCUAUGUCCCCGCACCUCUGAGAAGGAAGAAGGCCGAGCGGGAGGAAUACAGGAAAAGCUGGAGCACGGCUACCUCCCCCCUUGGCGGGGAAAGGCCCUUCAGUUACCCUGAAACAAUAGCGGAGGAGGGAAGUGAAGCAGGGUCUCCAGGUGAAGACAACCCCAGCAGCCCUCACAGUGGGUUAGAACCUCCUCCCAGCAUUGCUGAGGAGCAGUCUCCUGAGGAUGUGGCUGCAGUGCCAGCUGCCAUUCCCGAAGACAGAGAUGCUGUGGAAAGCCAAAAGCGCAGAAGGCUGGAGCAAGCUGGGAUCAAGGUCAUGCCUGCUGCACAGCGCUUUGCCAGUCAAAAGCAAUUGAGAGAUGAGAAAGAAGCUACUCGGGAUAUCAUCCUUCGGAAGGAAAAUCCUUUCCUGACCCAACACAGCAAAGACUCAGAGUCAGAAGAUGAAGCUGCCUGUCAACUACCUGACCUUGAGAAAGAUGACUUUGCUGCAAGGAGGGCAAGGAUGAACCAAAGCAAGCCAAUAGUGCCACUUAUUCAGCUCCUAUAUGGACCUUACCAGAAAAAAGAUGUAGAGAAGAUGGGUGGCAGCAAACAGCUUUCACGGGGACCAUCAGACAAGAACAAUCUAGAAUAUAAAAGAGACCAGGGCCCACCAGAAGAGGUGCACAAAACGGUGGCCUGUGUCACGAGAACUCAGGAGAGUGAACCAAUGGAAACGAAUUUCAGGAGGGCACCAGAUCUUCAGAAGGAUGACCUGGCCCAGAGGAGAAUCCAGGGCAAACAUAACUCUCACCGUGAGGCUCCAAGCUUCAUCAAACUCUCCAAUAUUACAGAAGCUGACCUGGAGACAUGGGAGAGAUUGAAAGUAUCAGGAAAGAUGAGGGACGGAGAUGCUCAGAACACCUGUGCCCCCAAGCCUUCACCAGAAAUCAACGCAGAGACUGCCAUCCGAGAUGACUUUGCCAGCCGUAAAGCACAGGCCUAUAAGAAAGCAGCCAGCCCCAAGCAAAAGUUUGUGCACUUUGGGCCUGUGACAGAGAUAGACCAACAAACUUGGAAGCGACUCAGCAUUGGCAAGGCGGGGCCAAGGGAUGAUGCAAAGGUUGUCAGUCACAGCAGCCAAAGCCAGACUCCCUCUGUGGCGCCUCCCUCUACUGCUCCUUUUAACUUAAAGGAAGACCAAAUGCUUAGUCCACAGAAUGACUGCAGGAUAGUGCAUUAUGGCACAGAGAACAGCCUCAAGAAGGUCCCAUGGCUGGCACCAGUGCCGGAGUCUCAGGAAGAGCAGGUCUGCAUUCACAGCAACAACCCAAAGACAGAGGAAGUUACAUCCACACAGCUGCCACAGGAUAGCAGAGAGCAUAAUGAAGAAGUUAUUCAUAAAGAACUUGAGACGCUGCAAAGAGUGGAAAGACCAGAGGGAUGCAGUGGACCCCUAUACGGUUCGAGAACUCCUGUGUCAGAUGACGCAGAGAGCACGAGUAUGUUUGACAUGCGGUGUGAGGAGGAGGCAGCGGUGCUGCCGCACAGCAGGGCCCGCCAGGAGCAGCUGCAGCUGAUAAAUAACCAGCUGAGGGAAGAGGACGACAAAUGGCAAGAUGACCUGGCUCGUUGGAAGAGCCGUAGAAGAAGUGCUUCUCAGGACUUAAUCAAGAAAGAGGAAGAAAGGAAGAAAAUGGAGAAGCUGAUGUCUGGAGAAGACGGGACAAGUGAACGAAGGAAAAGCAUCAAAACUUAUAGAGAGAUUGUUCAAGAAAAAGAGCGGAGAGAGAGGGAGCUGCACGAGGCCUAUAAGAACGCACGGUCGCAGGAGGAGGCAGAGGGGAUCCUCCAACAGUACAUUGAGAGGUUCACCAUCAGUGAGGCUGUGCUCGAACGCUUGGAGAUGCCAAAAAUUCUGGAAAGAAGCCAUUCAACAGAGCCAAACUUAUCAUCCUUCCCUAGUGACCCCAGCCCCAUGAGGUACUUGAGGCAGCAAUCACUGCCUCCACCCAAAUUCACUGCCACAGUUGAAACCACCAUUGCUCGCACCAGUGCCCCAGAGACCAGCGCAGCAGGCGGCAGUGGACCUCCAAGCAAACCUAUCACUCCCAAUGCAGUGCCUAUGCUGACACCCAAGCCUUACUCCCAGCCCAAAAACUCUCAAGAGGCUCUGAAGACUUUUAAGGUGGAUGGGAAAAUCAGCAUGAAUGGAGAAAUGGUCCAUGAAGAUGAGGAAGAAAAGGAAAAAAAAGGGCCCACGGUGGCCCAGAUGUUUGAAGGUGUGGCCACCGUGCAUGGCUCUCCUGUGCAAGUGAAGCAAGGCAACAACAGCAUUGAGAUCAACAUCCAGAAGCCAAACUCUGCUCCCCAGGAACUGACAGCAGCCUCUGAUGAAACUGAGCCGAAUGGCCAAGAGGAUGGCAACAGUAAUGGGAAGUUGGGGACACAGGAUGUGGAGCUGGCCUCAGCAGAGCCACAGCAUUUUACAACCACUGUGACUCGAUGCAGCCCGACUGUGGCCUUGGUGGAGUUUUCCUCCAGCCCGCAGCUGAAGAACGAGGUGCCAGAAGAACGAGACCAGAAGAAGCCUGAAAAUGAGAUGAGUGGGAAGGUAGAGUUAGUGCUGUCACAGAAGGUGGUAAAGCCAAAAUCCCCAGAACCAGAAGCAACGCUGACGUUUCCAUUUCUUGACAAAAUGCCUGAAACAAACCAACUGCAUUUGCCAAACCUCAGUUCUCAAGAGGUGCCUAGCAGUGCCAGUGUUCCGCUGAGAGUUCAGAACUCUUGGCGACGGUACCAGUUUUUCUCCCAGUCAGUGGAUUCUCCAAGCAGCGAAAAAACUCCUGUCACUACGCCUUUCAAGUUCUGGGCAUGGGACCCGGAAGAGGAACGUAGGCGACAGGAGAAAUGGCAGCAGGAGCAAGAGCGUCUGCUCCAGGAGAGGUACCAGAAGGAACAGGAUAAGUUGAAGGAAGAGUGGGAAAAGGCCCAAAAGGAGGUGGAAGAAGAAGGACGCAGGUACUACGAGGAGGAGCGUAAGAUAAUUGAAGACACUGUGGUCCCAUUCACCCUUUCCUCGAGUUCUGCAGACCAGCUGUCCUCUUCCUCAUCUAUAACUGAAGGUGGUGGGACCAUGAAGAAGAUAGACUUGGAAAACUGUCAAGACAAAGAAAAAGAAAGAAGACCUUUCCAGGAGAAUGGCAGUGACUCAUUGCUCAAGGCCAGGGAAAGUGGUCCACCAGAGGAGGACAGCAUUAGCAGCCUAACUCAAGGACUCUCAGCUCACUCUGAAGACUCCAUAUCAAAAGGAAUCCAUCCUGACCAGCAGCCAGAGGCAGAGGCCAGGGCCCCACACUGUGGUCUAAGCCCACAGCUAGCUCAGGAGCCACCUCAGAACCAACAAGUGUCAAACCCAUCAACAUACACAUCGGAAGAGGAGAAGCCCAAAACCCUGCCCCUGGAUAAAAGUGUCAAUCAUCAGAUCGAGUCUCCGGGUGAAAGGAGGAAGAAAAGCCCUCGAGAGAACUUCCGGGCUGGGCCCUUGUCCCCCUGUUCUCCUACCCCUCCUGGCCAAUCACCAAACAGGUCUAUUAGCGGGAAGAAGCUGUGCUCCUCCUGUGGGCUCGCUUUGGGUAAAGGAGCUGCAAUGAUCAUCGAGACCCUGAAUCUCUACUUUCACAUCCAGUGUUUCAGGUGUGGCAUUUGUAAAGGACAGCUCGGAGAUGCUGUGAGUGGGACGGAUGUUAGGAUUCGCAACGGUUUGCUAAACUGUACUGACUGCUACAUGCGAUCCAGGAGUGCUGGCCAACCUACAACACUGUGAUGUGGGUGGGAGUUUCUGAACCACUGAGCAUUUCUCUAUUAAGGGUGUCCCUUGGCAACUGCUUAAUUAAACCCCAAGUUCAGGGGCUUCCUAGCAUUCAUCUAGUUUCUGGAAGACUCUUCUACAAGGUGGUAUCUGCUCUUUUGUAUUGUAGCACAAUGUUUGUGCUUUUUCUGGUUGGGGCUGAUUUUUUUUUCUGCAUUUGCACAGUAUAUACAAAAGAAUAUUGCAUUGUAACGAUCCUGAACAGUUAACAAAAAAACAGUUUUAGCAUGGGCGGAGGGGCUUAUGGUUGAAAAGGUGUCACUUGAUUCUUUGGGAAAUAGCAAAAGGGUGCAAUAAACCUGUUGUGUUUUAGUAUUUCUAGAAAUUAAACAUGUUAUGUUUACAGAAUUGAGCUGCAGGAAGUGUGAAACAUGCCAACUUAAGACAGGAACAUAAAGUGAAUGCAUUUCAGAAAAACUAGACACCCCAGAAAGCCCUGACUCUGAACUGUAACUUUAGUACAAAGACACUAGUCUGAUAAUACAUACUGUACUCCUGCAAACUUUUGUGUUACUUACCUUUGGGGGGCAGAAAUCCUACCAAUAAGUUAUCACACUAUUAGUAUUAGAUUUUGUGUACCCUGGAAGUCCUGUCAUUAAUAUAGGCUGGCCCAUCAAAUGAAGAGAGCCCAUGUGAUAUCGCUAGACUUCCACCCUAUGACAUUGUGCAAGGGUAGGAAGAAGCAGGAAAAAGAUAGACCAGCCAUUGUCUUCAGAUGUACUAUAAAAUCUAUGAGGAAGUGUCAUCUGCCUGGGUGGUGUGUCAAUGGUAGGUAGCCUUGAGGCUUGGGCCACCUGCUUUCCCCAAGCACUGGGUUAGGGAUGUUGAGGGGUUUGAUGUGAGGAUGUGGGUGUUAGACGUCAUGGACAGUCUGUCUUUGAGGAUGAGCACAUCUCAUCUUUACCUGCAAGUUUUCCUUGGGGGCUGAAGCCCAGGUAUCCAAAGAGAAGCAUUAAGUCCAUCCUAACAGAACGGGAUGGCAUGGUGUGACAAGCCCACAUCCUGGUCUGUAAGUGGCAGCAACACAGGGCAGACUGUGUCCUCCCCGCUCCCACGGACCUGUGUGCACCUUCAUUCUCCCAUGUCACCUUCUUUACUCUCAAGAAUCCUGGACCUGACCCGGUGGAGUCUAGAAAGGGAUGCCUGUGGAGAUCUGUUUUUUUUUUUUCCCCUCUGCCCUAUGUGAUAAGUUUCAGCUGGACAGGACAGGAAUGAAGUGGCUAAACCAGCAUGACUUAGCUCUCCAGGCAGUUUUCCUUAAGACUUGGGGAAGGGGGACUAUUUAUUCUGCCUUAAAAGGAUGGCAACUAAGUAACGAUGAUGUUAGGUGAAUGUAGACUAUGGAUACACUCCUAGUAGGCUAAUGUAGCAUAGAGAGUGAGCAAGUAGAUGUUUUUCUGUCAUGUUAGCAAUAAUUUUUUCUGUGUCUUAUGGAGUAUGGCUAGCAAUUAUUUAUUUUCAUGCUAGACGGUUCUUUGCAUGUGGGUUCCCUAUAGGUGCAGGCAUCUCCUGGCUACUGGAGGCAUAUUGACCACUUUGUCAUUUGGACGAGCUAUUAUUGGAUUGAAAUUCACACACCAUUUCAUUAAAAAUUGUGCCUUAGAAAAUGCAAAGCUGUUGCACAUAGUGAUGAAUGGCAGAUUCAGAACACCGAAGGGAAAUGAAGUCACUUCCCAGUUCUCAUGAUUUCUCUCAGAGGUGUUUGCUGCUCUACAAGGAAAAUAAAUAAAUAAAAGAUUUUAAAAGACAAAAAAGAAAAAAAAUUUAAAAAGUUUUGAAAAUGUACAGAUCAAGUCCAAUAUUUUGAUGAAGCACCUGCAUGUUUUAUUAACUAUUUUAAUAAUGUGGAUGUUUACACUUUGCAUGACAUUAACAGAAUACUUUACAAGAGACGAUGCACAAAACAUGUACAAUAUGGUCAUUCAUAAGCAACUUUUAUAGAAUACUUUUUACAUGUGCGAGGCCAUCCAUUAUGUCAGGAGCAUAUGAGUAUUGCACAUCUUUCCAGUUUCACAAAGCCAUUUAUACACAUUUCUUAGAGAGACUCAUUGUAUGUGUAGUGAAACGAGACUAGAGUCAAGAGGAAUAAGCCCCAUCCCCAAGUGUGGAGCGUGCUUUCCCGUAAUGAACACUAGUCACCAGCCUGGAAUAAUCUCCAACGUUUUCUAAAUUCUAAUUGCCAACUGUUUCUAUUUCUAUUUGAUUUAUAUUUCAUUUAGAGCCAGUUACAUGGCAGCUUCAGCAGUCUAGAUCUCGUUGUUUUCCAAUGCAGCAUAAAAGACUAUGAUCUAUUUCUCUUCAAAUAAUCUUUGAGAUCCCAGGGAAAAAAAAAACUGCUCUGUUUCGUGGAGCUGUAAUGUAAAUGUGUUUGUUUAAAACCCAGACAAGGCAAGUGAGUGAUUGAUUGUUCCUGGGGGACUGUAGCUGAGUCUCCCACUCAGACUCCAAAUGCUUCCUUCCCAAGGACAAAAAUGGGUGGCUCUGUUUCUCACUAGCAAACUUUCAUGCCAUUUGUCCUUCUAUGUAAUGUCAUUAACAUGAUACAUAUUCUAGUUACUUGUACAUGGUGUAAGAUUCAGUGAACUGAAAUGCUCCAACUUUCAAUGUGAGUCCAUCCAAGACAUGUUCCUGAUCUGGGCGGGCGACAUUCUGUGUCAAUUACACUAACUGUCAUUUACAAUAUUUAUUCUAAGAUGCCUCUGAGAAAUAGUUUAAAAAAUUAAAAAAUGAAAAGUUGUCUAAAAUGCAACAGCUUUUAUAGUAAAUGUACAUUUAUAAAUAAAAUACUCAAAUCCA
Phodopus roborovskii (desert hamster) is the source of this 7575-nucleotide messenger RNA. RefSeq names its product LIM and calponin homology domains 1 (gene Limch1). Lineage: Eukaryota; Metazoa; Chordata; Mammalia; Rodentia; Cricetidae. Bases 94 to 4734 code for a protein of 1546 amino acids. The record is from RefSeq and is a predicted model, not a curated record. Gene Ontology annotation, cellular component: stress fiber. Gene Ontology annotation, molecular function: actin binding; myosin II head/neck binding. The transcript has 34 exons. Gene Ontology annotation, biological process: regulation of focal adhesion assembly; positive regulation of stress fiber assembly; actomyosin structure organization.